AUGGAAAGCGAACUUGACGAACUCAACAACGAAACAUUUGGGGAAGCCGAACUUGGUGAUUGGGAAGUUGAACACGAAAAGUUUGUCGCCCAGUUUCAGGAGGAAGAUGAUCCGCCAAAUGCUUGUGAAAUUCCACGCUUUUGGGAAUCUGAGAACCUUUCAGAAUUUUGGGCAACGGAUGAUGUGGAGGUUUCACAGUCCUUUGACGGUCUAAACCUCGAAGAGAACUUGGAACGCCUUGUGUGCGAUGAAGAGUUUGAUGAUCCUGCAAUUCUUGAUGUACUUAAA
Messenger RNA from Dibothriocephalus latus, 288 nucleotides. The record is from the annotation of a GenBank genome assembly. NCBI's taxonomy places the organism in Eukaryota, Metazoa, Platyhelminthes, Cestoda, Diphyllobothriidea, Diphyllobothriidae.